AUGCUCUCUCCCACGCCCCUUGACAGCCUCGAGAGCUCCGGCCCUCGGUCUCAGUCCCAUGAUCCGUCGCACUCACACACCCAAACCCCUCGGUACUUCGGAGCAGCCACGACGACGCCCGCAACCUCUUCGGGCUGGGGUCUCGGCGACCCGGCGGCCCCCUUGCAUCAUCUGUCCUCCGAGGCCUCGACCUCGCCGGCCGAGUCUUGGCGGCUCGACGAGUUCGUCACCGACCCCGGCUACCUGGCCUACCAGGAGGAGCUGAGAUGCCUGAUAUUCAACACGGCCCAGACGGCCGCCCCGACGAGGGAGGGCACGCCCGAGGCGGCGGUUUACGGCGCCUUCGCGGCGGGGGGCUUCGCGGCCUCCGGGACCAUCUCAAGCGACGAGGGAACCGCGCGGCGGCAGGCCGGUCAGAUUCUAGGGACCGGCCGGAGGCUCGAGUAUCUGAAGAAUUACAUAGGCGAGGUUGCGCCAUGGCUCGACAUGUUUGACAGCGACCGCGCCUUCGGCAUCCAAGUGCCCGUCCUCGCGCGCAGCUCGUGCGCGUCGUCGUGGGAGGCACCGCUCGGCAGCCACUUGGACGGCAUGAGGAGGGUGUUCUCGGUUCCGUCUGAUAUGAGGGCGCCGCAGAGGACGCCCGACAUGCACGCCAACUACGCCGUCUACCUGUGCGCCAAGGUCUGCGAGCUCGUGGCCGACAGGGCGCGGCACUUUGAGCUCGACGACGCCGCCGACGGCUGCGACCCCGACGAGCUGGCCGGCCGCUGGAUCCGGCUCUGGGAGGACCUCCAGGCGUGGACGAGAGACCGGCCGCCCGAGCUGCUCCCCGUGCAGAGCGUGCAGAGCAUCCCGUUGCCGCAGAUCCUCUUCCUGCACUGGGCGGCCAUCUCGUCGAACCAGCUGUACCACACGGCCUGCACGCUCCUCCUGGGGUCCAUGCCCAGGCCGCUCAGCCCGAAGCAGCUGCCGGGCGUCACCGGCUCCGUCGUCUGGCACGCCAAGUGCAUCUGCGGCAUAUCCCUCGCGAACCCGCACCAGGGCUGCUUGAACAACGCCAUCCAGCCUCUGUGGGUUGUCGGCAGGCUCCUCAGUCACAGGUCGGAGCACGCCCUCCUCGUGAGACUCAUCCGCAGCAUCGAGACCGUCACCGGAUGGGGCACGUGUUGGAGGAUCGACGACUUGGAGGCCGCCUGGGGGUACAAAGUAUGCAAAGAGCUGAAGAACCGCUAG
This is a messenger RNA of Colletotrichum graminicola M1.001, 1233 nucleotides long. Its product is annotated as C6 zinc finger domain-containing protein. Gene Ontology annotation, cellular component: nucleus. Gene Ontology annotation, biological process: positive regulation of transcription by RNA polymerase II. The coding region runs from base 1 to 1233 and encodes 410 amino acids. The transcript has 3 exons. Gene Ontology annotation, molecular function: transcription cis-regulatory region binding; DNA-binding transcription factor activity. The record is from RefSeq and is a predicted model, not a curated record. NCBI's taxonomy places the organism in Eukaryota, Fungi, Ascomycota, Sordariomycetes, Glomerellales, Glomerellaceae.